GUCUAUGGGAAACACAAUCGCAUUAUAUUUGACGCAUUCAUAUAGCGUUGCAUUCAUUGUCUCAUUCAGUCGUCAAUCCACUCAUAAUUGCUUUGAUUUGCCGUUCAAUCCAUUAAUUGUCCGAAAGUUGAGUGCAUUUAGUGAUUGAAUUGAUUGCAUAUAUCGUGUGUCGAAGUGAUAGCAAUGCCUGAAACACAACACAAAGUACUACCGGCGCCGGUAUAUUGGGCUCAGAGGUCUAAUCUGGUGUACAUCAAGAUCGGUGUCGAGGAUGUCAAGUCACCCGACAUUAAAGUAGAAAAAGACAAAAUCUAUUACAAAGGUGUGGGUACUGGAAGUAAACAGGAAUAUGAGGCAAAUCUGGAGCUUUUCGACGAAAUUAAUACCGAAGACUCGAAAUAUAUAGUGAGAGACAGAGGGACGGAGUUUGUGCUGAUUAAGGCCAAAGAGGGGCCCUUCUGGAAGCGACUGCUCAAAACCCAACAGAAGUUCCAUUGGCUUAAGAUUGACUUCAAUAAGUGGAAGGAUGAGGACGACUCCGAGGACGAGGCCUCCGGACCCGGCGGUGUGGGCGGCGGCGGCGGCGGCGACUUCGAGGAGAUGAUGAGACAAAUGGGAGGCCUCGGAGGUAUGGGAGGCGCCGGUAUGCCUGAUUUGGGCGACUUAGAUGACAAAGAAGAAGGCGGUGCCGACAGCGAUGACGAAGAAUUGCCAGAAUUAGAGGACAAAUAAGUGUUUAGUUUGGUAUCAGACAUGAAAAUGAGCCACAAUUCUGUACAGCAUUUGAAACAAUUCAUUAAAUUCCCAAUUAAUACGAAAGAAUUCCUCAAAUAUAUUGAAUACGAAAAUGCAUUACAUUUUCUUAAAAUUUUUUCAAUUACUAGUGAAUAUAAUAGACUUUUAUCAAUCGAUUUAUGGUUUUGAGUGAUUGUAAAUCUCACACAACAUAUUAGUUGAAUUAAAAAGUUUAAUAUAUCGGAAAGCAAACAGUUAUUAGUUAAUCGUUUUAUAUAUGAAAUAAUUUUAAAUUUUUCACAUAAACUCAACGCUUAUAUCAAUUUCACAGUAUAUGACAAU
Molecule: messenger RNA, 1077 nt
Organism: Oppiella nova
Lineage: Eukaryota; Metazoa; Arthropoda; Arachnida; Sarcoptiformes; Oppiidae
Source: the annotation of a GenBank genome assembly